Molecule: messenger RNA, 420 nt
Organism: Aspergillus calidoustus
Lineage: Eukaryota; Fungi; Ascomycota; Eurotiomycetes; Eurotiales; Aspergillaceae
Source: the annotation of a GenBank genome assembly
AUGAAUCUAAAACCCGGCGUGGAGGAAUCUGCAUACUCCACAAAGCAGGUAACUGCAUGGCUAGAGCACAUCCGCCUUCCAACACGAUAUCUGGAGUAUACCGAGACUCCGGCCACUUUUCCAAAGACAUAUGAGUCCCUCAAAACCCUAAUGAGAUGCCAAAUAUCUAGGUUUCCGUACGAGAAUCUGUCGGUCCAUUACUCCCCCACACAUCUCGUGGACAUUGGCCCAGAUGUCCUUUAUGAAAAAUUGAUGGGACACGAGGGAGAUGGAAGGAGGGGAAGAGGUGGCUACUGCAUGGAGCUCAGCAUUUUCUUCCAUCAUAUGCUUCGCGGACUGGGUUUUCAGGUGUAUAUGACUGCAGUCAGGAACCGUGGAAGGAAGGACGGAGUGCCCGGCGGGGAGUAUCUGGGGUUGUGA